This is a messenger RNA of Peronospora farinosa, 1968 nucleotides long. Lineage: Eukaryota; Oomycota; Peronosporomycetes; Peronosporales; Peronosporaceae. The record is from the annotation of a GenBank genome assembly.
AUGGAGACAAAGACGUUGCUAAAUACGCUAUCACCGCAGCUACAGGCGCUUGUGGAGGCAUCUUUAGGCACGAAGCUUCCACCAUCUGCAACUUCAACUGCUACUAAACGUAUACAGAAAACCUCAUCAUCCACUAAUGAGACGAAAAUGCAGAUUAGAGGAAAACAAUCGUCUUUGAAUGCUACAUCUCAACUUAAUCCAUCGGAUCUCUUUGCUCUAAAGCAUCCUGAAUCUCCUGGAUUUAUCGUGAAAGAGGAAUUUCUAGGACGACAGAAUGCGUUGGCAGUACGAAAUGCACUCAAUGAGCUCGCACAAAGACAAACUUUUAAUGAGGCAAAGGUUGGCGCUGGUGAUAAGUUGCGCAGCGAUCGAGCGGUGCGUGGGGACAAAAUUCUUUGGAUCGAGACACCACGUGACUUGGAUCGUUCAACGGGUGACAAGAGUGCUAGCUUCGAGGCUAUUUUGCAUCUACAAAGAAAAGUAGAGUCACUGGUGUAUGGACUCAAGAAGGUCUCACCGGAGCUGGAUCUACGCAAUGUUGUGUCAACACAAUUGGCGAUAUUUCCAGGCAAUGGUGCCCGAUUUGUCAAACAUUUAGAUACGUACUCGAACGUUCAAAGAGAUGAGCGUGGUGUGAUGUUUAGGGAUGGGCUUGUCCGUUUGAUUACAUGUGUGUACUAUCUGAACGAUCAGUGGGAACCUGAACACGGUGGUCACCUUCGCAUUCAUGUAAAAGAGUCCAAACUAUUGCCUGCUUGUCACUGGGAUGUCCCACCGAAGCUUGACACGCUAAUGGUGUUUCGGAGCCUCGAUGUUGAGCACGAGGUGCUGCCGACGUACCGCGAGCGCAAGGCUUUGACAAUAUGGUAUUAUGGAAAACAACCCGGAGUUUUGCCUGACCAAGUAAGAACUUCAAAAACGGGGGAACACUCUGUGCCACGGCCACUUCCUAUAACAUCAGAUAACAAGCCUGGACAUGCAAAGCAUCCUUCCAUUUUCGUUGCAAUCCCAAGUUAUCGCGAUUCGGAGUGUAGACACACGGUCGAUGACUUACUUGCAAAAGCAACAAUUUUGGACCGAGUUUUCGUUGGUAUUUGCUUGCAAACAGAUAGCGACGAUGAUACUCAGUUGUACCUGGAGAGUAAAUACUCUUCCAGCAAGAUUCGUGUGCAUUGGGUAAACUAUCGAAAGGCUGCAGGUCCAUGUGUGGCUCGGGCGCAAGCGCAGAAGCUAUGGCGGGGCGAAGAAUUCUAUCUCCAGAUCGACAGCCACAUGCGUUUCCGUCCUGGGUGGGACUGUUUUCUGAUUAACGAGCUAGGGAAGUGUGUCGCGGCAAAGCCUAUCCUGACAACGUACCCACUAGGGUAUACGUUGCCUAGUCAGGUUUCGGUGGAUUGUCGUCCCACCCUUUUGUGCGCUUCCUCAUUUGACGAGCUCGGCAUGCUGCGCCAAACCAGCAAAAUACUUACGAAAGCAUUAACAGAGCCACUGCCAUCACUUUUCUGGGCCGCCGGUUUUGCCUUUUCAUCGUCAAAGGUGAUCGCGGAAGUGCCGUAUGAUGAAGAAUUACGUUUCUUAUUCUUCGGGGAAGAAUCUUCGAUGGCUGCGCGACUCUGGACUUCAGGAUGGAAUUUCUUUACGCCUUCGGAAACUGUGGUUUACCACCUUUGGACACGAGCGUAUCGUCCUGUUUUUCAGGAAUUGGAAACCGAAGAAACAAAACAGUGCCGCGACGCAUCAGCUCAGUACGUUAAACAUUUGUUGCGCGUGAAUCGGACUAGCGAUAAAGAUGAAUGCAACGGCAAGUAUGCAAAGUUUGGGUCGGAGCGAAGCUUUGACAGCUACCAAAUGCACAUCGGUGUAAAUUUUGCCACUGGGGACAUUGAGUGGAGGGCCGAAUGGGGCAAUCUUGACCCGAUCCGAUUCGAUCUUAAUCCUAAUACCGAGGAGCCGCUGACUCCUGUCUAG